Molecule: messenger RNA, 456 nt
Organism: Symbiodinium sp. CCMP2592
Lineage: Eukaryota; Dinophyceae; Suessiales; Symbiodiniaceae
Source: the annotation of a GenBank genome assembly
AUGUCUCCGCCACAGAAGGACACGCACGAGAUCCUCGAGAGAACGAGGAUGUGCAAGUACUGGAAGGCAAAGCGAUGUACGCUUGGCGCCGACUGCAAGUUUGCCCACUCCGUCGCGGAAUUGAAGCAGCAGCCGGAUUUGGUGGCAACCCAGCUUUGCUUUCAGUUCAGUCGCAAAGGACGUUGCAAGAAUGGAGAGGCGUGCAAGUUUGCCCAUGGCAGAUCGGAGCUCCGACGCUUCCCGAAUGCGAGCGGCAAUGAGACUGCGACAAAGGCCCAGAAGGAGCAAAGCGUGCGCAAAGAGAGCCACGAGAACCCGUCCAUCAUCCCUCCGGUCCUGCAGCCCUCCGGCAAGAUUCUACGAGCAGGAGGUGAGAUUGCAGGGCUCCCUGCUAGGGCUCUUGCAAGAAAUAUGUCACCACUUAGGGCCUACAGUCAGGUGUUCCUUGUUUUCUGA